Molecule: messenger RNA, 3534 nt
Organism: Pimephales promelas (fathead minnow)
Lineage: Eukaryota; Metazoa; Chordata; Actinopteri; Cypriniformes; Leuciscidae
Gene: gbe1b
Product: glucan (1,4-alpha-), branching enzyme 1b
Biological process (GO): glycogen biosynthetic process
Cellular component (GO): cytoplasm
Molecular function (GO): hydrolase activity, hydrolyzing O-glycosyl compounds; 1,4-alpha-glucan branching enzyme activity; cation binding
Source: RefSeq, a predicted model, not a curated record
GCAGUCAUUUAAGAACACACAUGAAAAGUGAGCGCAGGAAUUGCCACAUCCUUUCGUUGUGAUAUGGGCAGGGCAUAAAAACAUGACCCGUGUCUCAAAUGACAGUGCAACACAAACCGCUACUUAUUGCUCCAUAGUGAAAGGAGCAGCCUCGCGCUCUGUCUUUAAAUAAACGAAGGACUCGCUGCUCGAUUGCUCUGGUCUGGCGCGAACAUGGCAGAUUCAGAGGAUAAUGUUACAAUUCUUCAUUUGAAGUCUCUUCUGGAAAUGGACCCUUACCUCAAACCAUUUGAAAAGGACUUCCAGAGGAGGUAUGGGCUGUUUGAGAAGCAGCUCGCACUCCUUGAGGAGGCUGAAGGUGGCUUUGAUCAGUUCACAAGCAGCUAUAGCAGUUACGGAGUACAGCGGAUGCCAGACAACAGCCUCUUCUUUAAGGAGUGGGCCCCAGCCGCCGAGGCUCUUUUCCUCACUGGAGACUUCAAUGACUGGAAUAAUUUUUCGCAUCCCUACACUAAAAAGGAGUUUGGGAAAUGGGAGCUGCACAUGCCCCCAAAAGAGGACGAAACACCUGCUGUCACUCAUAACUCCAAGCUGAAGGUGGUUGUUCACACCAAAGCCGGUGAGCGACUCUACCGAAUCUCUCCUUGGGCAAAGUAUGUGACCCAGCAUGAGAAGGCCGUCAUCUAUGAUUGGGUACAUUGGGACCCUCCUCAACCUUACAUUCACAAGCAUCCUCGUCCUCAGAAGCCCAGGAGCUUACGGAUAUACGAGUCCCACGUUGGCAUCGCUUCUCCUGAGGGCAAAGUGGCAUCCUACAGCAACUUUACACACAACGUGCUGCCCAGGAUCAAAGAUCUUGGCUAUAACUGUAUUCAGCUGAUGGCGAUCAUGGAACAUGCCUACUACGCUAGCUUCGGUUACCAGAUCACGAGUUUCUUCGCUGCAUCAAGUCGUUUUGGCAGCCCAGAGGAACUCAAGGAGCUGAUUGACGUGGCUCACUCUCUGGGUAUCAUCGUCCUGCUUGAUGUGGUGCACAGCCACGCAUCCAAGAACACCGAGGACGGGCUGAACCACUUUGACGGCUCUGACUCCUGUUUCUUCCACAGUGGGCCCCGUGGAGUACACAGCCUCUGGGACAGCAGACUCUUCAACUACUCUAGCUGGGAGGUCUUGCGUUUCCUCCUGUCAAACCUGCGCUGGUGGAUGGAGGAGUACAGAUUUGAUGGAUUCCGGUUCGAUGGAGUCACAUCUAUGCUCUACCAUCAUCAUGGGAUCGGAACAGGAUUUUCUGGGGAUUAUGCUGAAUACUUUGGACUACAAGUAGAUGAGGACUCUCUUGUGUACCUCAUGUUGGCGAACCAUAUUUUGCACACUCUCAAUAAAGACUGCAUCACUAUUGCAGAGGAUGUGUCCGGUAUGCCCGCCAUUUGCCGACCAGUCAAAGAAGGAGGUCUUGGUUUUGACUAUCGCCUGUCCAUGGCCAUUCCAGACAAAUGGAUUCAGAUCCUUAAGGAAUUCAAAGACGAAGAUUGGAACAUUGGAAACAUUGUGUUCACGAUGACCAACAGGCGAUACGGCGAGAAAUGCAUCGCUUACGCCGAGAGCCACGACCAGGCCCUGGUGGGAGACAAAACGCUGGCCUUCUGGCUGAUGGACAAGGAUAUGUACACCAACAUGAGUGCUUUGAUUCCAAUGAACUCCGUUAUUGAUCGGGGGAUCCAGCUCCACAAGAUGAUCCGACUGCUUACCCACAGCCUGGGAGGGGAGGGCUACCUGAACUUCAUGGGCAAUGAGUUCGGCCAUCCAGAAUGGCUGGAUUUUCCACGAGUCGGUAACAAUGAGAGUUAUCAUUACGCCCGCCGGCAGUUCAACCUUCUUGAUAUGGCUGACCUGCGUUACAGUCAGCUCUACGCUUUCGACCGAGACAUGAACCGCACGGAGGACAAGUACGGCUGGCUGGCUGCUCCCCCGGCUUACGUCAGCACCAAGCACGAUGGAGACAAGGUGAUAGUCUUUGAGAGGGGUAACGUCAUCUUCAUCUUCAACUUCCACCCAACCAACAGCUACAGCAACUAUAGAGUGUCUGCGGGGCCUCCGGGGAAAUACAAGAUCAAACUGGACUCGGAUGAAACCCAGUAUGGAGGCCAUGGAAGACUGGAUCACAACACCGAUUUCUUCACUGAGCCAUUGGAAUUCAACAAUCGGCCCAACUCUAUGAUGGUUUACAUUCCCUGCAGAACCGCUAUUGUUCUGGCCAACGAGGAAAUCGAUUACUGCUAGUGAAGCACAAUCAGCGAUUCACCGCGAGAUGGAAAGCCAGCACGCUUCAACCUACCUUCAUUCACAGCGUGUUUGCCAUGAUCCUUUAGAAAGCACACAUUUUCCCUGGGAACUGCCACCAAACUCAAUUGAGUACAAGAUGUUAUGAAUACCUUCUUGGCCAUUUCAUCUCGGGUAACUUUUCCUGUCAUUGUUCAUACAUUAAUGAUGAAGAAGCUCUAACUUAGAUCAAUGCGUAAUCGAAAUCAAUAUAACCCCAAUAUAUCUGUUUUUCAAAUGCCUAGGUUUAUUUUUUUCUGUGGUAAAGUGUGAAAUUACUAUUCAACAAUCACUGUGGCCAGUAUUAUUAGCAAUAUUUGUCAGCACUGUAUUAGUAAUGCCGUAAAUAAUUGUGAAAAGUAAAUAUAAUUAAUUGACAAUAAGUGUGAUCUGUCUGCUAUUUAAUUCGAAUAUGACUCAAGCACUUUUUGAUGGGAUGGGAACUGUUCUGUAAAAAUAUGAGAAUGAACCGUGUAUUAAUUCAUCCUAGUUAAAACAAUCAUUCGAGAAGGAUGUCAGUUGAAUUAUAUAUUUUAAUACAUAACCUCUGUGUUAAGUCAUAAGAUCUAAGUUAUAAGUUAUGACAGGCUGUUUUUCAGUGCCUUCAAAAUGUUUUCAAUCACAACCAGGAUUUUAUAUUAAUUUCACUUACUAAAUUAGAUUUUUUUUUUUAAAUAAAAGCUGUAUUAAUACAGAUAUAAUAUAGCUUGCGCUAAUAAUAAUUCAUUAAUUUUCUGUUAGAAGACAGUCAAAAUCAAUAUCUGAAAUUCAUGUUUUACAAUAAUCAUUUUGUAGCACUGUUAGAGAUCCAAAAACAAGUCUGUGUGCAGAAACACAUGCAUUAUUAUCCGGAAGCUUCUCUUAUCAAAGCAUCAUAGGAAACUCUUGUGGUUUCGUGAUUCAGAGAAUCUAAAAUGUCCCUUUAUGAAAUUGAUGCUUGUAGAUGUGCAGUAAUUGAACCUGUUAUACUGAGAAAUGGCUUUCCAGAAAGCGUCUUGAAUAAAGGUUUACGCUUAUUCUACAUGAUUUUUGUUAUUUCGAAAAUACAGCAGUUAUUGUCGAAUGGUUUUAUUUAUGAAAAUUUAAAACAAAAGCAGUCAAAUGUAAAAGUUAUCUUGUUGUGAUGGUCAACGUUUGUUUGUGUGCAAUGUUAAACACUGGGCUGUUUGUGUGUGAAAGCCAUAUUAACUGAAAUAAAGCACUUCUAGAAACAAA